Messenger RNA from Amoebophrya sp. A25, 1350 nucleotides. The record is from the annotation of a GenBank genome assembly. NCBI's taxonomy places the organism in Eukaryota, Dinophyceae, Syndiniales, Amoebophryaceae.
AUGAGAACUUGUAGGAUUACUGGUAGCGCUGGAAGUAAAGACGGAAGAGUAGGAAAACUAAAGUCAAACAUCUUAGGGCUCCAGUAUGGUGUUUAUUAUGAUUCACUACCAAAGGACUUAGAUCGUAUUAUACCUUGGUUAGGUGAAGGGAACUGCUCGCAAUUAGGAUGGGAAUUCAACUUCAAAGGCGCAGGUGGUUGUCUCGUACAUACGGACACCGGCCAGGCCAUACCCAUAAGAAGUCAUCCACGCUUGCAGCUUCCCAUACUUGCAUGCAACUUAUUUAAAGAAGAGACUGAUAGUGGUUAUAUUUGUUCAACAGUAGAAGAAGGAGUCAGUAGUUGUUACCUUACAAGACUCGAACUUCAUAGAAGAUGUGGGCACUUUCAUAUAGAUGGCCUCCAGGUAAAUUGCCCUGAGUGUGAUCUACAUAAAGGCCAACGCGCACCACAUGCAAAAGCUAGAGAUACUUCGAACUACAAACCUGAACCAUUGAAGUUACUAGCAAUCGACUUUGCUGUUGGAAUCAAACCCGUAUCAGUCAGGUCAAAGAGAUGUGUAUUAGUGAUCAUCUGUGAUGUAAUUAAGAAGGUGUUCUGUCGACCGCUUAAGCUGAAAAGUGACUGUGUGGAGGAAAUAGAAGAAGUUAUCAAAGGCAUUCGCCAGGACUACUCCUUAUCACUUGAUGACAAGGUAGUGUGGUUCCUCCGGAGGGAUGGAGAACCUGUCCUGAGCAGUGAUGACAUGACCAAAGUUAUGCAAUCGCUGCGAGUCUCAGACAGUCCGGCUGUUCCUUAUAAUCCGGAGAUGAAUGGGACCUGCGAACGUUUUAUGCGGACUUUGUUCGGCAGUGUACGCACAAUGCUGACUAAAGUUGAUAAACGCCUCUGGUGUUACUGCGUCGAGUACGCUGGUGACUGCUGGGAUCGUUUACCGCAUAACUAUGCAAAAAUGCCUCAACAUGAUGGAAAGAGUCCAAUUGAAAUCUUAGAAGAAAGGACUGGUAGAAACUCAUCGAAGAGUUCAAUCGGCAUGCUCCGCCGAUUUGGUUGUCUAGUUUACUUUCGUGAACAAAUUCAAGCCAACACUCCUGAACCCAAGCUCUCGGCCAAGUACCGCCGUGGCGUCUUCCUUGGACUCUGUCCGAAGUCGUCUGGUUGGUUGGUUGGAACUUUCGCUCAUGACGAUCGUUGCAAGCUUGGACAUCGAUGGGCGGAAUACUCUACCCUAGAUGUAAAGUUCAGAGAGGACUAUCUAAUUAAAAAUAUCGAUUGGCUUUUGCCAGAUCAGAAGGGCAUCUACAUUGAGUAUGACGAACUGGAAAAUCUGCAGAGUGGCGCGUCGUCGCUG